Molecule: messenger RNA, 3084 nt
Organism: Diceros bicornis minor
Lineage: Eukaryota; Metazoa; Chordata; Mammalia; Perissodactyla; Rhinocerotidae
Gene: FOXA2
Product: forkhead box A2
Exons: 2
Coding region: 16-1407 (463 amino acids)
Biological process (GO): regulation of transcription by RNA polymerase II; cell differentiation; anatomical structure morphogenesis
Molecular function (GO): protein domain specific binding; transcription factor binding; RNA polymerase II cis-regulatory region sequence-specific DNA binding
Source: RefSeq, a predicted model, not a curated record
AAAUUUUAAACUGCCAUGCACUCGGCUUCCAGUAUGCUGGGAGCGGUGAAGAUGGAAGGGCACGAGCCGUCCGACUGGAGCAGCUACUAUGCCGAGCCCGAGGGCUACUCCUCGGUGAGCAACAUGAACGCCGGCCUGGGGAUGAACGGCAUGAACACGUACAUGAGCAUGUCGGCGGCUGCAAUGGGCAGCGGCUCGGGCAACAUGAGCGCCGGCUCCAUGAACAUGUCGUCCUACGUGGGCGCGGGCAUGAGCCCGUCCCUGGCCGGCAUGUCCCCCGGGGCGGGCGCCAUGGCGAGCAUGGGCGGCUCGGCCGGGGCGGCUGGCGUGGCGGGCAUGGGGCCGCACCUGAGCCCGAGCCUGAGUCCGCUCGGGGGGCAAGCGGCCGGGGCCAUGGGCGGCCUGGCCCCCUAUGCCAACAUGAACUCCAUGAGCCCCAUGUACGGGCAGGCGGGGCUGAGCCGCGCGCGCGAUCCCAAGACGUACCGGCGCAGCUACACGCACGCGAAGCCGCCCUACUCGUACAUCUCGCUCAUCACCAUGGCCAUCCAGCAGAGCCCCAACAAGAUGCUGACGCUGAGCGAGAUCUACCAGUGGAUCAUGGACCUCUUCCCCUUCUACCGGCAGAACCAGCAGCGCUGGCAGAACUCCAUCCGCCACUCGCUCUCCUUCAACGACUGCUUCCUCAAGGUGCCCCGCUCGCCCGACAAGCCCGGCAAGGGCUCCUUCUGGACCCUGCAUCCCGACUCGGGCAACAUGUUUGAGAACGGCUGCUACUUGCGCCGCCAGAAGCGCUUCAAGUGCGAGAAGCAGCUGGCCCUGAAGGAAGCCGCGGGCGCCACGGGCGGUGGCAAGAAGGCGGCUGCCGGGGCCCAGGCCUCGCAGGGUCAGCUCGGGGAGGCCGCCGGGCCGGCCCCCGAGACUCCGGCGGGCACCGAGUCGCCCCACUCGAGCGCCUCUCCGUGCCAGGAGCACAAGCGAGGAGGCCUGGGCGAGCUGAAGGGGACGCCGGCCGCGACGCUGAGCCCCCCGGAGCCGGCGCCCUCGCCCGGGCAGCAGCAGCAGGCCGCGGCCCACCUGCUGGGCCCUCCCCACCACCCCGGCCUGCCGCCCGAGGCCCACCUUAAGCCGGAGCACCACUACGCCUUCAACCACCCCUUCUCCAUCAACAACCUCAUGUCCUCGGAGCAGCAGCACCACCACAGCCACCACCACCACCAGCCCCACAAAAUGGACCUCAAGGCCUACGAACAGGUGAUGCACUACCCCGGCUACGGUUCCCCCAUGCCGGGAAGUCUGGCCAUGGGCCCGGUCACGAACAAAGCGGGCCUGGACGCCUCGCCUCUGGCGGCAGACACCUCCUACUACCAGGGGGUGUACUCCCGGCCCAUUAUGAAUUCCUCUUAAGAAGAAGGCUGCGGCCCGGCCAGCCCGGGACAAGGACGAGAGAGAGGAGGUGCGGUGGAGACGUUAAGGAAAGGGUGUUGGAGAGAUGCAAAGGGAGAAGAAAUCCAUUACACCUCCACCCCCAGGACAGCAGUCUCCCUUCACGCUGCAGCUUUUCCCUCCGUAACAGAUGGGCCACACUGAUAUCCAUCACUCUGUAUCAGGAGGGAAAGGGAAAAAUGAUAAACAGUCGAAAAAAAAGAAAAAAGAGAGAAAAGCCUUUGGUUUCCACUACUGUGUAGACACCUGCUUCUUGAAGCAUCUGCGAAUUCCGAUUUUUUGUUAUUGUUGUUCUCCUCCAUUGCUGUCGUUGUUGCAGGGAAGUCUUACUUUAUUAAAAAAAAAAAAACGCAAAACAAAAAAACCCCACAAACUUUUGUGACUCAGUGUAAAACAAUGUAGUUUUAACAGAGAACCAGAAAGUUGUACUAUUGUUUAAAAAGAGAAAAAAAAAUGAUGUAAGGGUCUGUUGUAAAUGACCAAGGGAAAAAAAAAUGCAUUCCCAUUCUUGACACGGUGAAAUCUAGGUCUCGAGUCUGAUUAAUUUAUGGUUUCUGCGUGCUUUAUUUAUGGCUUAUAAAUGUGUAUUCUGGCUGCAAGGACCAGGGUUCCACAGAUCUAUAUUAAAGUGUUAUUGCCAGUUUUAUCCCUUGAAUCUUCAGAAUUUUCUUCCUUUGUCUGACUUAAAAAAUAAACAGCUCUGGAAAUUAUUUAAAAGUGGAGGGAGAGAGACUUUGGCUGGUUGCAGGUUUUAUUUUAUUUUGGGGAGGAGUGGUGGUUGCUGUUUUACCAACAUUUUAUUGUUAAAAUGUUCAGACAUAGUGAAGUUGAACAAAUUUUACCUAAAACACACAUGUACCCAUUGCCCAGAUCUUACAGUUAGCAUUUCACUGUAUUUGUUAUAUCACAUAUCUGUGAAUCUACGUAUACCUCCACUGGUCAAUUAAUCUUAUUUUUCUAAAUGCAUUUCAAAGUAAAUUUCAGACAUCAGUACACUUACCUCUAAACACUUCAGCAAGCACAUCAUUAAAUAGGCCUCUUUAUUGUUAUGGUUACUUUUUGAAUUUUGAGUUUAUCUUUACACACAAUGAAACACAGAUCCUAGGUGGACCACUCCAGGGGGUAAUGCAGGUUUGUCUUUAAAGCCGGGAGAAAACCACGUAUCUUAAUUUUCUACCUGGGCCACGUGAAGGUGUUAUUGAGGUCUCUGGGGCCUUAGGGCUGGCUUCUCUGAGAAGCCUGAAUUUUACAUGUUUUUGCUGUAUUUGAAUCUUAGGCCUCCCUUCAAGUCAGUGAGCCCAGAGUGGAUUUGCAAACUCCUGGUGCAGCACUUUGCCUUCCUCACUGCUUCUCUGGCACCCCUUCCCCUCCUGUGUGUGGAACUGGAACUUUGCCUGAAUCCUACAGCCUCAGGCCUCUGUCUACACUUCACAACUCUAUCACACCCUCCUCCUUCACUUUGGUGUUCUGCACAACCUUGGUAGACCAGGCUGUAGCCCAGGAAUAGUGAGAUUUCUGGGAGCACCCCUUCUGGCACCCAGUCUGGAGGAACAGUGAGAACGCUUUCUCCUGUAAUUGGUUUUAAUGGGAUCGCUCAGGGUGAUGAUCCAAAUCUCCUCUUAAAAAUAAGGUCUUUUG